AUGAAUGAAGUGUUUGCGACGGCCCCGGUCCUGCUCGUGUUGAAGUCAGUGAGUCCUGAAGCCCUGCCCACUGAGAUGUCACAGCCUGAAGCCAGGCCCACUGAAACGCUGCAGCCUGAAGCCCCGCCCACUGAGAUACCACAGCCUGAAGCCCCGCCCACUGAGAUGCCACAACCCAAAGCACGGGUGGAGUACAGUUGCAGUCAGUGCGAGCGCUCAUACAGAAAGAAGCGUGACCUGGUCGCUCACAUGUCUCGUCACACAGGACAGAAACCGUUUAAAUGUGAAGAAUGUGGACUAACUUUCUGUCGCAAGGAGACCCUGAAGAAGCACCAGCCCAAGUGUGGAGGCUCUGGGGGCCUCUUCAACUGUGAGGUCUGUGGGCGGAGCUACACACACCGCGGUUACCUACUCAUGCACGUAAACUCGGCCCACUCAGAGCGGAGCCUCACGUGCGCAGUGUGCGCACGUACGUUUGUCCAGAACUCACAUCUGCUGAGCCACAAGUGCUUUGAUGUGAGGGAGGAGGGGCCUGAUGAGGUGGAGGGACCUGGGGGAGCAGAUGAGUUGGAACAGAAGGGGGAGGAGAUACAAAAAGAGGAGGAGUUCAAACAAAAGGAGGAGGAGUUGGUACAGAAGGAUGGAGGAAGUGAGAGGGUGGAGCCACCAGACGCACCGAAAACGAGUCAAAAGAAGAGCAAAGAUUCGGCUCACAUCUGCUCAGUCUGUGGAAAGCUUUUCUCCCAGGCUGCCUCUCUGUACCGCCACUCGCGUGUUCACACGGGGGAGCGGCCGCAUGCCUGCCCGCUGUGCGCUAAGACGUUCCCGUGGCCUGCCGACCUGAAGCGCCACCUACGGUACCACUCCAGCGAGCGCCCCUUUGUGUGCAAGUUGUGUGGGCGGGGCUUCAUCGCUAACGAGGCGCUCAUCUCGCACCAACGCUCGCACUCUGGCGCUAAACCGUUCACUUGCGCCGCAUGUGGGAAAGGCUUUACGCGGAGACACCAGUUGCGCGAGCACAGCCGCCUGCACACAGACAUGCGCCAACAUCGCUGUGAGGAGUGUGGCCACUUGUACCACAAGCAGGGGGCGCUGUUCAACCACUUGCGCAAGAUACAUGGCAUUAUACAGGACCAGAGCCCGGACCAGAGCUCGAACCAGAGCCCGGACCAGAGCCCGGACCAGAGCCCGGACCAGAGCCCGGACCAGAGCCCGGACCAGAGCCCGGACCAGAGCCCGGUCCAGAGCCCAGUCCCCAAACAGACCUGA
Molecule: messenger RNA, 1269 nt
Organism: Knipowitschia caucasica
Lineage: Eukaryota; Metazoa; Chordata; Actinopteri; Gobiiformes; Gobiidae
Source: the annotation of a GenBank genome assembly